This is a messenger RNA of Solanum dulcamara, 2233 nucleotides long. Its product is annotated as cytochrome P450 81C13-like. Bases 666 to 2207 code for a protein of 513 amino acids. NCBI's taxonomy places the organism in Eukaryota, Viridiplantae, Streptophyta, Magnoliopsida, Solanales, Solanaceae. Gene Ontology annotation, molecular function: heme binding; iron ion binding; monooxygenase activity. The transcript is spliced from 3 exons. The record is from RefSeq and is a predicted model, not a curated record.
UUUGUUCUUCAUCUCCUUCAUCUUCUCAGCAUGUUAUACACACAAAUACAGUAAUUUUACAAUGUGCACCUUUUAAAUUCCAAUUUCUUUUUUGUGUAUGUAUACUUGUAUUUCGUCAGUGCUAAUGCCAUUAGUCAUCAGUCCGACAUGGCACUAUUCCUCAAUCCUCAUUGCAAAGACGCUUUAAGAAGGUGUAAGUUGGCUUUCCUUUUUCUUGAAAGUGUGUCCGUUGGAAUAUGUUCUCACUCCCUUCGUGAUUCCAGAUAAACAUGAAGGAUAUAGGACUAGACCACCUAUUUUUUGAGCUAAUUUCACUAGCCUCUAUGUUAGAAUAACGAUGGCACGGUGACCUUCAAAUUUUGGAUUUACCUCUCAUCCGGCUUGUGGUCCCCACGCACCUUUUCUUUGCUUUAAUCUUUCCUUGGUUGUUUUCUUCUUUAUAUAACUGCCCCUUGAAUUAUUACUGUGAUGUUAUAGAAACGUAGACAUUUGUUAUACUUGAAUCUGUCAAUCACUUAAAUGCGUCAGCUAUAGGAUCAUUGCUUACGAAAUUUAGCCUCUACACACUCGGAACUGAUAUGUAUAAAACGCACAUCUGUUUUUUAGAACUACACUGCCCUGAGUUCUGAACUCUACAAUUCUCUGUUUAUUCCAACUUUUCGGCCAUGGAGAAUCUCUACUACUUAGCUACUACCUUGGUAUUUUUUGUUACCAUCUUUUUAAUGAAACAUUUUCUUUAUCCAAGAAAACAUUUACCACCUAGUCCUCUUUCACUUCCAAUAAUUGGCCAUCUUUACCUUAUCAAAAAUUCAUUUCACCAGACAUUAACCUCAUUAUCAACUAAAUAUGGACCGGUUCUGUAUCUCCGGUUAGGCUGUCGAAAUUUGCUUGUUGUGUCUUCUCCAUCCGCCGUGGAGGAAUGCUUCACAAAAAACGAUAUCGUAUUUGCAAAUCGUCCUCAGACUAUGACUGGAGAUAAGUUUUCCUUCAAUUAUAAGACCGUUAUUUGGGCUUCCUAUGGCUAUCUCUGGAGGGCGCUUCGCCGUCUAAUGGUAAUUGAGAUCUUUUCUUCUAAUAGCCUUCAAAAGUCUUCUGCAUUGAGGAGUGAAGAAAUUAGAAUUCUUAUUCGCGGUUUGUUUAAAGCUAGUUGUAAUAAGAAUGGUAGUAGUGGUGCGAAGAUUAACUUGAGUAAUUGGGUUUUUACUUUUGCGUUUAAUGUUAUGAUGAGAAGUGGUACUGGGAAACCUUGCGUAAUUGAGGAAGAGAUAGGAACAGAGAAAGGUAAACAGAUCAUUGAAGAGAUAAAAGGAUUUUUCUUCGCAACGUUGGUGGUUUUGAACGUGUGUGAUUUCUUGCCAGUGUUGAAAUGGUUUGUACUUAAGUGGGUUGGAUUUCAAGGAUUGGAGAAGAAUUUGGUGGAGUUAAAGAAGAGAAGAGAUAAAUUUCUUCAGGGCCUAAUUGAUGAAUGUCGAAAGAGCAGAGCUGAUGAUUUAUCUUUGGCUGCCCAUAGGAAAACAAUUAUUCACACAUUAUUGUCUUUGCAGAGAGACCAGCCAGAAUGUUACACAGAUGAUAUUAUUAAGGGUGUCAUAAUGGUAAUGUUCACUGCUGGAACACAUACAUCAGCUGUAACCAUGGAGUGGGCAAUGUCACUGUUAUUAAAUCAUCCAGAGGAAAUGAAAAAGGCACGACUCGAAAUCGACAGCCUUAUCGGAGUAGGGCGUUUGUUAGAGGAACCGGACAUCCUUAAAUUACCAUAUUUGCGUUGCAUAAUCAACGAAACAUUAAGGUUAUUUCCUGCUGGAGCACUUUUAGUCCCACAUUUUUCAUCACAAGAUUGUACAAUUGAAGGUUACCAUAUUCCUAAAGGUACAAUAUUAUUUGUCAAUGUAUGGGAAAUUCAAAGGGAUAGUAAACUUUGGGAAGAACCAAAUGAGUUUAAGCCAGAGAGAUUUGAAGGGGAAAUUGAAGGGUGUAAGUUUAUACCAUUUGGUAUGGGAAGAAGGGCUUGUCCUGGUUCUGGACUUGCCAUGAGAUUAAUUGGUUUGGUUUUGGGCUUAUUUAUUCAGUGUUUUGAGUGGGAAAGAAUUGGGCCUGAAUUAUUGGGCUUAGAUGAAAGUUGUGGGAUGAUGUUAAGUAAACUUGAGCCUUUGGAGGCAUUGUACAGGCCAAGAGAAUCCAUGGCCACACUCCUUUCUCAACUUUGAGUUUAAUAUGAGCUAGUACAACUUUA